Molecule: messenger RNA, 608 nt
Organism: Cotesia glomerata
Lineage: Eukaryota; Metazoa; Arthropoda; Insecta; Hymenoptera; Braconidae
Gene: BORCS7
Product: BLOC-1-related complex subunit 7
Exons: 3
Coding region: 122-439 (105 amino acids)
Cellular component (GO): BORC complex
Source: RefSeq, a predicted model, not a curated record
GUAAUCAAGGCUGUAGUUGCUAUCGGUCUCAGCUGGCAGCUUAAUAUAUAAAUACAAAUUGAUGUAAUAAAAGUAACUAUUGUUUCCGUAACAUAAUAAGUGAUUUGUAUAAAACGCCAUUAUGGCAUCUGCAUCGAGCACAAGUGCGCGUAGUCUUUUUGUUGAGUCGAAAAUGCGAUUGGCUGAUAAAGUUCAAGUUAAUGUCAAUAAUAUUGCUUCUCUUGCACGUCAGAUUCAACGCGGCUCCAAAAGCACUGAAAUCUUGAUGCAAUCAGCGAAGAAUUUUGCACAACAAGAGCAUAGCCUAGAAAACGCAGAAAAUAAUCUAGAGAAACUAGCAUUGAUCACUUCCCACCUGGAGUGUCAGCUGGCAGCAGUCGACAGGAGUUCUGCUAAAUUAGAAGACGUAACGGAGCAAGUUCGGGCAAUGCAACGUUAAAAGCAGAUAAAACAAUGUUCAGACUUACUACUCCGGGUCUCAUUUCAACUGUCAGACCCAUUGCCUGUGGUAUGACAAGAAUAUCAGAAAAAAUUAUGCUAGCAUCAAGAUCAAAUCUUCUGAUCGGCUGCAAAGUAACUUCGCAUGCAUAUUCUGGUGUCUGGCAAAU